UCGCCAUCAUGAGGUUCUACAACUUUGCACCCAACUUCAUCUUUCGCUUUGUAGUUUCUCUCAUUCUCUUGUCCUACUUCCGUUCCCAAAUCACCGUUUGCUCCGCAGAUGAAGAAGGUUAUAAUGGAACAAUAAGAUAUUCUUACAAUGAAUCAACUUUAAGAGGACCAUCGAGAUGGGGUCAACUUGACCCAAAUUGGUUUCUUUGUGGUAACGGAACAAGACAAUCUCCUAUUAAUAUCAAUGCCUCUACGGUACAACUUAGGCCUCAACUUGGGGGUUUACAAACGAAUUACAGUCCUGCUCCUGCUACUUUGUUCAACAGGGGAAAUGAAAUUGAGGUGAAUUGGAAUGGAUCAGAUGCAGGUAACCUUACUGUUAAUGGGACUGUAUAUAAACUGUUAGAGUGCCAUUGGCAUACUCCCUCUGAGCACAGACUCAAUGGACGCAGGUUUGAUAUGGAGAUUCAUCUAGUUCAUAAAAAUGAUAGAGGAGAGAUAGCUGUUGUUGGGAUUCUUUACAAAUACAUGAGAUGGAGCAAACCCGAUCCUUUCCUUUCAAGCAUCUAUCAGCAAAUACUAUCCCUUCGAAAUGGUACGAAACAGAUACCUUUGGGAAUUGUUAAUCCAAGAGAUAUUGAGUCCCCAGGAAGAAGGUGGAGAUCAUACUACAGAUAUAAUGGUUCUCUUACAACUCCUCCAUGUGCCGAGAAUGUACUUUGGACAGUUCUCAAAAGGGUGCAGACAGUUUCACCGAAACAAGUUCAAGCGUUACAGGAGGCAGUUGAUGAUGGAUUUGAGGAAAAUGCAAGGCCAACUCAGCCAUUGAAUGGAAGAAAAGUAUCUCUGUACUCUCGAUGGUUUUUCUAAGCAGCGCCUUCUGCUAAUUAGCUUUAGCUUAUAUACAUAUAUAUAUAUAUAUAUAUAUAUAUACACACACACAUAUAUAUAACUGAACAAUAUACAUGAUAUGUAGCGCCGUACGUGCUGCCCUUAAAUAAACAUGUAUUUGUUAUAU
Molecule: messenger RNA, 1017 nt
Organism: Morus notabilis
Lineage: Eukaryota; Viridiplantae; Streptophyta; Magnoliopsida; Rosales; Moraceae
Product: alpha carbonic anhydrase 4
Exons: 7
Coding region: 9-869 (286 amino acids)
Molecular function (GO): carbonate dehydratase activity; zinc ion binding
Source: RefSeq, a predicted model, not a curated record